Messenger RNA from Aspergillus welwitschiae, 1265 nucleotides. RefSeq names its product SUR7/PalI family protein. Gene Ontology annotation, cellular component: plasma membrane; cell cortex of cell tip. The record is from RefSeq and is a predicted model, not a curated record. Lineage: Eukaryota; Fungi; Ascomycota; Eurotiomycetes; Eurotiales; Aspergillaceae. Bases 255 to 1247 code for a protein of 330 amino acids. Gene Ontology annotation, biological process: fungal-type cell wall organization. The transcript is spliced from 2 exons.
CGGGAAUCUCUUGUUGAUCCCCCCCCAGCAAGCCUCUUUUAUAAAAUCAUCCUGUCCCAGCCUUCUCUUCAUCUCUUUUCAUCUCACACAUUUUUCAACCACCCUUCACCCAGAUACACACGUUCAGUGUCCUACUUCUAUCUACUUAACCACCUGUCCGGACCUGAAAUCAAAUCUGACUCCCCCCGAUAAGCAAGGGAAAAAAAUAACAACCCGCAUACAUCCCCACGUCACCGUCCACAUCAACCGUCACCAUGGGUAAAGGCGGUCGCAUUGUCUGCAUCUUCACUCCAUAUGUCCUCACCAUCGCCUCCUUAAUAUGCAUCAUCAUGGUGGGCCUGGGCUGCACAAAAUCCAGCUCCAGCACACUAAAUGAUCUCUACUUCUUCAGAGCCAACCUCAAGAACAUUACCUCCGAAGCCUCCUCCACCGCAUCAACAGUAUCCUCCGUCGUGAGCGACCUGACCGGUGUUUCGGAUGGCGAUCUUUCCGCUGCGCUCGAGGAAAUCGAAGAACAAUACAACAUCGAGGACUUCUAUGCCAUUGGUCUCUGGGGCUACUGUGAAGGAAACAUCACCUCCAACAACAGCUAUCAAACCAACAACUGCUCCAAGCCCGAGGCCGAGUUCUGGUUCAACCCUCUGGAGGUCUGGAACUUGGAAGAAAGUGGCCUGGAGAAUGCCCUUCCCAGCAAAGUCAAGAGCUCCCUGAACACCUACAAGGCCGUUUCCAAAUGGAUGUUCAUCGCCUACAUCAUUGCAUUUGCUCUUACGGUCGCUGAACUGGUCGUCGGUGUCUUCGCUAUCUGCAGUCGCUGGGGUAGCUGCGUGACCAGCUUGGUGUCUGCUGUAGCCUUCUUCUUCACCGCUGCCGCUUCCGUCACUUCUACCGCCAUGUUCGCCGUCCUCAAGGGCGUCUUCAAAUCCGAACUCGAGCAAUACGGCAUCAAGGGCCAAAUGGGCAAGAACAUCUACGUUGCUACCUGGCUCGCGGUCGCCUUCUCCCUCGCAGCCACUCUCUUCUGGAUCAUCAGCUCCUGCUGUUGCUCCGGUCGCUCCCCUUACAACCACCGCAACCGCAACCGCGCCGUCAUGGCCGAGAAGACCCCCUACACCUACGAGGCUCUGGGUCCCUAUGGCCAGCCCCAGCAGACCCCCUACAACACCUCCUACCCUCCCCCGCCUCCUAUCCACGGCAACCAGACCACGGGUCGGACGAACGCCUAUGAACCCUUCCGUCAUACUUAAAUGAUGAAAUACACCCCA